Messenger RNA from Arachis ipaensis, 809 nucleotides. The record is from RefSeq and is a predicted model, not a curated record. Lineage: Eukaryota; Viridiplantae; Streptophyta; Magnoliopsida; Fabales; Fabaceae.
ACACUCCCACCCCUCUCCUCUCUGAAAUUUUGAAAUUGAAAGAACAAACUCAAGAAAGAACCCUAGCCAUCCAGUCCCGCCGCCCGCAACCACCGCAGCCCCCAUACCCCCAGCAUCCCCGUCGCGUGUAUAGGCAUCACGUGUGGAAGCUCCGUCGCCGUCGCAGGAGCUGUGUCACCGUCGUAGGAAGCUCUCUCGCUGUCAUGUGGAAACUCUGUGGCCGUCGCCGUCUCCUCUGAUCGAGCGGUCUCCCUCUGUGUUCGUCGGUGUUGCCGUUUCCUCUAUUGUCGCUGUCACUCCCCUUCCCCCUCGUCGCUGGUAAGCAGAUAAAAGCUGCAGGAGGAAGGGUCAUACAUUGGCAAGGGUACCGAGUUCUUGGCAUUUUGGCAAUGUCAAGAUCCAUAGGUGGUAGGUACUUGAAACCAUGUAUUAUUCCAGAAUCAGAAGUGAAGUUUGUGCAAUGGGAGAAAUAUGACGAGUGCCUUUUUCUAGCUAGUGAUGGUUUAUGGGAUGUGGUGACAAAUGAAGAAGCUUGUGAAGUUGCACAGAAGAGGAUCCUUCUUUGGCACAAGAAGUAUGUCGAGAUUGCAUCAAUGACCGAACAAGUUGAAGAAGGAGUUGACCCUGCAGCUCACUCUGCUGCAGAGUAUCUCUCUAGACUUGCCCACCAAAGGGGAAGCAAAGAUAACAUCUCUGUAAUUGUGAUAGACUUGAAGGCUCAAAGAAAAAUUAAGAGAAAAGCAUAAACAAAAUACAUGUUAUCUAGCAUUAAGUUUUACAUAUGUAAUAUCUUCAACUACUAUCCUAUU